This is a messenger RNA of Apiotrichum porosum, 357 nucleotides long. RefSeq lists its product as uncharacterized. The coding region runs from base 1 to 357 and encodes 118 amino acids. The record is from RefSeq and is a predicted model, not a curated record. Lineage: Eukaryota; Fungi; Basidiomycota; Tremellomycetes; Trichosporonales; Trichosporonaceae. The transcript has a single exon.
AUGAAAUUCUCGCUUUUCCCUCUCACGACAGUCGUGGCUCUCGCCCUGUUCGUCGCCCCAGCCCUUGCCGGCAGCGUGUGGUGCAACGGGCACUGGAAAGAGAACGGUCUUAUGCGCGUCUCCUUCACAUUUAGGGACGUCUGUGAAGAGGAGUGGGGCCGGUGUUUCAUGAGGGCAUUCCGCGGGAGGACCCAUGUGAUCGAUGACAACUGGCAAUGUUGGCAGCUUCCGGACGGUCGCUGGCAGGUCGACAUCAACGUCCCCAGAGGUUUCGGUAACGUUGCCAAUGCGGCCAUUGAGGAUGUCACGGGGUUGUCGCCCAGAUGCGACUGGCCGACAGACUGGUAUGACUUUUAA